AUGGCGGCGUCGACGAAACCUCCGUUCCAGUCGGCAUGGCCGAACCUGGCGCUGGAUCUCCUGGGGGACGUGCUCUCCCGUCUCCCGUCCCUCGCCGACCGCGUCCGCCUCGGCGCCGUCUGCCGCCCGUGGCGCACUGCCGCCAAGCUCCUGCCCCCGCCCCCGCCGCAGCUCCCCUGGAUUGCUCUCCCUGACGGAUCCGCCUUGGACGUCGCCAACCAGAGACGGCAGCGUCUGUGUGUUCCAAAAGGCGACGGCCCUUGCUACAGCGCCGGCGAGAACAUGUUCUUCAUCCACCACGACGACGGGCGGUGCUCCUUGGUCAACGGAUUCUCCGGCGCGGUGACGCCUCUCCGCGAGCUGGCCGGCGCUCUCCUGGCGUCUUGCAAGGUAAAAGCCUUCGACGACAAGUUGGAGCGUAAGCUGUACCCGGAUAUGCAGAUCAAGAAGGUGGUGAUGUCCUCGGCGGCGCCAUCCUCACCGAACCAUCAACAUCCACUUGUGGCGGUUCUAGUCAGCGACUCCUGUUUGUCCAGAGUCCUUAUUUCUACGUGCCGGCCGGCCGGCGAGAUCAACUCGUGCGUUGUGACGCGAGCCAUCCUCCUCAUCGUCGACAUCGCCUUCUUUCAAGGGAAGUUGUACGCGCACCUCCGAUCGUUCGAAGAGCUUGUCGCCGUCGAUCUCGGCAGUGGCUGCCUCGACAAGCCGACGCGGCUAGGCGUCAAGCACGAAGUGAAUCUGACCUCAUGGAUUUGGCCUCCUGGCCUACCGGAUCAGGUACAGGAUCUUCUCGGCAUUUACUCAAAUAAUUCCCUACGAGAUACUAUCCAGCAGGAUCGAUAUCUAGUGGAAUCCGAUGGCAAGCUGCUGAUGGUGAGGAGACGUGUCCCCGGAAGGCACCGCCACCUGACUAGUCGGUUUGAGGUGUUCGAGGCUGUCCUCACCGACGGUCCCCGUCGUGGCCGGUGGAAGAAGGCCGAGAGCCUCGACGGCCGAGCGCUCUUCGUGAGCACGCCGUGCUCCAAGUCUGUCCGUGCUAGUGAUGGUUAUGGAGCUCGAGCAGACUGUAUCUACUUCGUGCUCAACUAUGGCGACCCCCUUCUUGAUUCCGGGGUGUACAACGUGGUAGACAAGACGAUCAUGCCGUUGAUGCCACCGGUGCCAGCGUCGCGGAGGGCAAAGCUAACGUGGCUUAGGCAGGGGUCUCCGGCGUGGUUUUUCCCUGUACAAAUUUAG
This is a messenger RNA of Lolium perenne, 1236 nucleotides long. RefSeq lists its product as uncharacterized. NCBI's taxonomy places the organism in Eukaryota, Viridiplantae, Streptophyta, Magnoliopsida, Poales, Poaceae. Gene Ontology annotation, molecular function: protein binding. The record is from RefSeq and is a predicted model, not a curated record.